UUUCACUACAUUCAACAAGUUGACAUCUUUAUGCUAACUAUGGAUGUUAAAAGAUAUAUUUCUUAAUUUUUUUUCAUAAAUUUGUCUAUUUUAUUUGUGUGGUCAUAUAUUCUGAAUUUGUUAUGGUUUUUUAAUGCUUUACUUUGCUGCCCACUGUCCAUAGGGUAUUGGAUUCUCUCUUCUGUCUUUGCAUUGCAACUUUGCGAUGUCAAAGACUCUGUUAAUUCAUCUUCUAUCAUCUGUUUGUAGAUUCCUUUGCUCACAAAGAGAUGCCGCUUUUAUUUGUCCCUUUUAUUAUCUCUCUCUCAACCUAUCUUGGGUGCCUUUCACUUUCUGAUAUAGUAGUUUCUGGAAAAGCUUUCAAGCAGUGUGUAACCGGUUCAAGCAAGAGCGGAAGGAAUUCGAUUUAAAUCAUUGCUACAAACAUUCUGCAAUAGUAUAGUACUGCAGGAAAAAUAAAAAGAAAAAUAGUCUACAAUGAAUAAUUCUGCUUCGAGCUCUGGUAGUGGAACUACUAGAACAUUUGAGUUUGGGAGGACCCAUGUGGUCAGGCCUAAAGGGAACCACCAGGCUACAAUAGUUUGGCUGCAUGGUCUUGGUGACAAAGGCUCAAGCUGGUCUCAGCUUUUGGAAACCCUUCCCCUUCAAAAUAUUAAGUGGAUUUGUCCAACUGCUCCUACUAGGCCAGUAGCAAUAUUUGGUGGACAUCCUUGCACUGCAUGGUUUGAUGUGGCAGAUCUUUCAGGAGAUGGUCCUGAUGAUUUGGAGGGGUUAGAUGCUUCAGCAGCACAUGUUGCCAAUCUGUUGUCAACAGAGCCUGCUAAUAUUAAACUUGGAAUUGGUGGAUUUAGCAUGGGUGCUGCUAUUGCUCUCUACUCUGCCACAUGCCACAUAUUAGGGAAAUAUGGAAAUGGAAACCUGUAUCCAGUUAACUUAAGUGCAGUUGUUGGCCUAAGUGGUUGGCUUCCAUGUUCAAGGACCUUGAGGAACAAGAUGGAAGGAUCAAUCCAGGCAGUGAGGCGUGCAGCAUCCUUGCCCAUUCUGAUGUGCCAUGGCUUAGCUGAUGAUGUGGUUGCAUAUAAACAUGGAGAGAGAUCAGCACAUGCCUUAAAUUCUGUUGGUUUCCGGAAUCUUACAUUUCAAACCUAUAAUGGGCUUGGUCACUAUACAAUUCCUGAAGAAACAGAUGGAGUCUGCAAUUGGCUAACUGCAUCGUUAGGUCUUCAGGGAUCACGGUCAUGAUAUCAAUUAUCAAAUAACCCCGUGUGGCAACGUGGAGAUAGAGAAGAACAAGUUACAUAAGGAUUAGAAAGAGGUACUCUAGAUAUAUGUUUGGCAUGGGGUAUAUAGUAUAGCUGCAUCGUUCAACUCACAGUUCCCUGUUAAUCUUGCUUUCCUAAAUAAACUUUCUUACAUUUUGUUUUACUGGCUGCUAGGAAUUGGAGAUGGUAAAUUUUGUUCAUUAGGUUGAAGUGGAUGGGAGUUCAACUGCCAUUGUCUCAAUCUAGGAAAUUUUGGGUUGGUUGAAUUAUGUAGCUCAAUUAUAAGGCUAUCCUGCAUUGGAUGUAUUUCCAUUAGAAAAUCCAACCAACACUAGUUGAACUUUGCCUUUUUGUUGACUGUUGUUUGGGGGGAAGUAAAGGAAUUAGAGGUUUUGUCUCUGAUACUAGUCUAUAGCUAAGGUCUUUCCUCAUAAUUCAGGUUAAAAAAGAACUAUGACUUCCAUAAAAACCACUUCAGCAGUUUA
Messenger RNA from Durio zibethinus, 1747 nucleotides. The record is from RefSeq and is a predicted model, not a curated record. NCBI's taxonomy places the organism in Eukaryota, Viridiplantae, Streptophyta, Magnoliopsida, Malvales, Malvaceae.